AUGUUAAACAAUCAAAGAGCACUAACCAGUGGCAUAGGCCUAGCCCUCUGCAAGCGGCUACUAGCAGAAGACGAGGAGCUUCACCUGUGCUUGGCGUGCAGGAACAUGGGCAAAGCGGAAGCUGUCCAAGCUGAUCUGCUGGCCUCUCACCCCAAAGCCCAAGUCACCAUUGUGCAGGUGGAUGUUAGCAACCUGCAGUCGGUGUUCCAGGCCUCCAAGGAGCUCAAGCAAAGGUUUCAGAGAUUAGACUACGUAUAUCUAAAUGCUGGAAUCAUACUUAAUCCUCGGCUGAAAAUAAAAGAGUUUUUCUCUGGCCUCUUUUCAAGAAAAAUGAUUCAUAUAUUCUCUACAGCUGAAGGACUGCUGACCCAGGAUGACAACAUCACAGCCGAUGGGCUCCAGGAGGUGUUUGAAACUAAUGUUUUUGGCCAUUUUAUCCUGAUUCAAGAGCUGGAACCUCUCCUCUGUCACCCUGACCGUCCAUCUCGGCUCAUCUGGACAUCGUCCUGCAGCGCCUUGAAAUCCAAUUUCAGCCUUGAGGACUUCCAGCACAGCAAAGGCCAAGAACCAUACAGCUCUUCCAAAUACGCCACUGACCUCUUGAGUGUGGCUUUGAACAGAAACUUCAACCAGCGGGGCCUGUAUUCCAGUGUGGUGUGUCCAGGGGCAGUGAUGACCAACCUGACGUAUGGAAUUCUGCCUCCUUUUAUCUGGAUGCUCCUGGUGCCAGUCAUACUGUUGCUGCGCUUUUUUGUGAACUCUUUCACAAUGACACCUUACAACGGAGCGGAAGUAUUGCUGUGGCUGUUCCAGCAAAAGCCUGAGUCUCUGAACCCACUCACCAAAUACCAUAGUGCUACCACGGGCCUUGGAAAAAAUUAUAUAAAUCCCCAAAAGAUGGACGUGGAUGAAGACACUGCUGAAAAAUUUUACCAAAAUUUGCUAGCACUUGAAAAACGUAUUAGGGCCACAGUUCAAAUCUAAUAGCCAAAGCUGAGGGUGAAGCUCCUGAAACACGACCACCUCCCACUAGCAUGUUGAGAGUGUCCAUUCCUACCAGUUGGUAUGAGUGUUUGCAAUGAGCCACCGCCUAAGACCAUGAGAUUCCCUUCUCUC
Molecule: messenger RNA, 1116 nt
Organism: Trichechus manatus latirostris (Florida manatee)
Lineage: Eukaryota; Metazoa; Chordata; Mammalia; Sirenia; Trichechidae
Product: 3-keto-steroid reductase
Exons: 9
Coding region: 1-984 (327 amino acids)
Biological process (GO): cholesterol biosynthetic process
Cellular component (GO): endoplasmic reticulum membrane
Molecular function (GO): estradiol 17-beta-dehydrogenase [NAD(P)+] activity; 3-beta-hydroxysteroid 3-dehydrogenase (NADP+) activity; 5-alpha-androstane-3-beta,17-beta-diol dehydrogenase (NADP+) activity
Source: RefSeq, a predicted model, not a curated record